UUUAGGUCAUCUCCCUGCGAUGCGGCGUCCUCGUCGCCGUGGCAAUUCGGCCUAGCCCGCUCGGAGAAGCCUCGGCCCGCGGUAUGUUCGCCGACGCGGCGGCCGGCGUAGUGGACGUGGUGUCGACGUGGCGGGCGGAGCGGGGAAGGCGCUGCGAGGAGAAAUGCACCCAGACGGGUUUCAUCUCGGCGGCCGAAGCCGCCACACAGCCCCGCCCACGGCGUGAUGCAGGGGUGCAGACGGGCGGUGGUGAGCCCGGGGAGGGCCAGCCGCGGCGGGUGCCGGGGGCCGUGGACUAUGCGGGGCUGCUGGCCUUCCUGCAGGGCGUGGAGGAGCCCGUCAGCCGGGAGCUGGAGAAGAACUGGAAGAGCCACGCCUUUGACGGCUUCGAGGUCCAGUGGGCGGAGCAGAAUGAGACGGUCUCCUGCUUGACCAGCCUCUCGUACCCGGUAGCACAGGAGCGGAAGCUGCAAGUCACUGGGGUCUCCUGGAGUUCCACCGGGGCCGUCGUGGCGUGUUCCUAUGGCAGAUUGGAGGAUGGGGACUGGAGCGCCGACAAGUCCUAUGUCUGCACCUGGAACCUCGACCGCCGGGCCCUGGACCCCCAGCGUCCCGACCUGGUGGUGGAUGUCCCCGGCUCGGCCAUGUGCCUGGCCUUCCACCCUCGGCGGCCAUCAAUCAUUGCUGGGGGCCUUUACAGCGGGGAAGUCCUGGUUUGGGACACUGGCCGACCGGAAGACCCCUUGGUCUGGAGGACAGGGAUGACGGACGACACCCACACGGACCCCGUUUACCAGGUGACCUGGCUCCAAGGCGACAAGCAGACCCGCCUCCUGAGCGCCUCGACCGACGGGAAAAUCCUGCUUUGGCGCGAGGAGAGGGACGGCCUCCUCGAACCCGCCACCGGCUUCGCCCUGGCGCUGCAGCAGAUUCCCCGGAGCACCAAGCCGAAGAAGCAUUCCCGAGGGGACACCCCAGUGGGGGUCACCUCCCUCUCCUUCUCCCACUUCGAGCCCUCGGUCUUUGUGGUGGGCACGGAAGGGGGCGACGUGCUGAAGUGCUCGGCGGCGGCCGACGCCCCCGCCCUCCGGCAGGCGGGGGGCUCUGUCCUCCCCCUCAAGGCGCCCAUGCAGUUUUCCUUCUCGCCCCACGGAGGCCCGGUCUACUCAGUCAGCUGCUCCCCUUUCCACAGGAACCUGUUUCUCAGCGGAGGGACCGACGGACAUGUUCACCUACACUCCAUGCUACAAGCGCAGCCCCUCGUUUCCCUGCAACUCUCAAAGAAAUACGUUUUCGGCGUCAGGUGGUCCCCCAUCCGACCCCUGGUCUUCGCAGCCGCUUCCGGGGAAGGGGAAGUGCAGCUCUUUGACUUUGGCAAGAGCUCCCAAAAGCCCUCGCUCUCCAUCCCCCAGACCCAGGACCGGGGCCCUGUCUACUGUGUGGAGUUCAACCCCUGCCGGGCACAGCUCCUGGCCGCCGGCGACGGGGCGGGCCUGGUGAAGAUCUGGCAACUCAGCUCCGACUUCACGGAGGAGGGGACCCGCGAAAUGAGCCACCUCGACCAGCUGGCCAACGAGGUGACUGAUUGACCGUUGAAAAGCAGAAUAAAAUGUUUUAUAGAUGUUAUUCCAAUAUAUACUUAUUUCAGGACAAUUCUACCACAUGUGCACGAGGGACCCUUUUUUGUAUUACACCUCCAGCACUCAGCAGAUUUGUUUUUAUACAUCUUGGCUAUCCUAUCCUAUCCUGUCUCAUAUCCUUGUUUCCUAUCCUAUCCUGUCCUUCUAUCCUCUCCUUGUCUCCUCUCCUUGUCUCCUAUCCUGUCCUUCCCAUGUCUCCUAACCUUUUUUCCUGUCCUAUCCUAUCCUUCUAGUCUGUCAUAUCCUAUCCUAUCAUUGUUUCCUAUCCUAUCUUAUCCUUCUGUCCUAUCCUAUCGUAUCCUAUCGUAUCCUAUCCUCCUAUCCUAUCCAUGUCUCCUAUCCUUUUUUCCUGUCCUAUCCUAUCAUUGUUUCCUAUCCUAUCCUUCUGUCCUAUCGUAUCUUAUCCUCCUAUCUUAUACUUGUCUCCUAUCCUAUCCUAUCCAUGUUUCCUAUCCUAUCCUAUCCUAGUCUCCUUUCCUAUCCUCCUAUCCUAUCCUAGUCUCCUAUCCUUGUUUCCUAUCCUACUGUUCUGUCAUAUCCUAUUUUCCUAUCCUACCCUAGUCUCCUUGUUUCGUAUCCUCUCCUUCAGUCCUAUCCUUCUAUCCUGUCGUAUCCUAUCCUUGUCUCCUAUCCUAUCCUAUUAUUCUGUCCUAUUGUAUCCUAUCUUAUUAUUGUCUCCUGUCCAAUGCAUGUUUCCUAUCCUAAUCUAUGCUAUCCUACUGUCUUAUCGUAUUCUAUUCUCCUAUCCUAUCCAUGUUUCCUAUCGUAUCCUAUCCUGUUCUGUUCUAUCCUUCUGUCCUAUUGUAUCCUAUCCUCGUCUCCCAUCCGUGU
This is a messenger RNA of Zootoca vivipara (common lizard), 2471 nucleotides long. It is a transcript of the gene DYNC2I2, whose product is annotated as dynein 2 intermediate chain 2. The record is from RefSeq and is a predicted model, not a curated record. Gene Ontology annotation, biological process: intraciliary transport. Gene Ontology annotation, cellular component: cytoplasmic dynein complex; ciliary plasm. Gene Ontology annotation, molecular function: dynein light chain binding; dynein heavy chain binding. Lineage: Eukaryota; Metazoa; Chordata; Lepidosauria; Squamata; Lacertidae.